Molecule: messenger RNA, 2874 nt
Organism: Sphaerodactylus townsendi
Lineage: Eukaryota; Metazoa; Chordata; Lepidosauria; Squamata; Sphaerodactylidae
Product: plasma membrane calcium-transporting ATPase 1-like
Biological process (GO): calcium ion transmembrane transport; regulation of cytosolic calcium ion concentration
Cellular component (GO): intracellular membrane-bounded organelle; membrane
Molecular function (GO): ATP hydrolysis activity; PDZ domain binding; ATP binding
Source: RefSeq, a predicted model, not a curated record
UAAAGGCCUUAAAGAAUGGUAGUUACUGCCGGUGGUAUAAACCACACAACCGGAAUUAUCUCAACAAUUGUUUAUGUUGGAGGUGAUGAUGAGGAAGAAAAGAAAGAAAAAGAAAAAAAGGAAAAGAAAAGUAAAAAACAAGAUGGCACUAUUGAAAAUCGUAACAAAGCAAAAGCUCAGGAUGGUGCAGCCAUGGAAAUGCAACCUUUGAAGAGUGAAGACGGUGGUGAUAGUGAUGAGAAAAAAAGAAACAAUAUGCCCAAGAAAGAGAAAUCAGUCCUGCAAGGAAAACUAACAAAAUUAGCGGUUCAGAUUGGCAAAGCAGGAUUGCUGAUGUCCGCCGUCACAGUCAUCAUUCUUGUAUUGUAUUUUGUAAUUGAUACCUUCUGGGUUCAGAAACGACCUUGGCUUGCUGAAUGUACCCCAAUAUAUAUUCAGUAUUUUGUGAAGUUCUUCAUCAUUGGUGUUACUGUCCUAGUUGUGGCAGUUCCAGAGGGUCUUCCACUUGCAGUUACUAUUUCACUGGCUUACUCUGUAAAGAAAAUGAUGAAAGACAAUAACUUGGUCAGACAUCUGGAUGCUUGUGAAACAAUGGGUAAUGCAACUGCCAUUUGCUCAGAUAAAACGGGAACACUGACAAUGAACAGAAUGACAGUGGUCCAGGCUUAUAUCAAUGAAAAACAUUAUAAAAAAAUCCCCGAACCAGAAGUUAUUCCUGAGAAAACUUUGUCUUACCUUGUAACAGGAAUCUCAGUUAACUCUGCUUAUACUACCAAAAUUCUGCCUCCUGAAAAAGAAGGUGGUCUACCCCGCCAUGUUGGUAACAAAACUGAAUGUGCCUUGCUGGGGCUGCUUCUAGAUCUGAAACGAGAUUAUCAGGCUGUUAGAAAUGAAAUACCAGAAGAGACACUUUACAAAGUCUACACCUUCAACUCUGUUAGAAAAUCCAUGAGUACUGUGUUGAAGAACUCUGAUGGAAGCUUCCGGAUAUUCAGCAAGGGUGCCUCCGAGAUAGUACUUAAAAAGUGCUUUAAGAUACUGAGUGCUAAUGGGGAACCGAAAGUAUUCAGACCAAGGGACCGUGAUGAUAUAGUAAAAACUGUGAUUGAGCCCAUGGCCUCAGAGGGACUGAGAACCAUAUGUCUGGCAUUCAGAGACUUCCCAGCCGGAGAACCUGAGCCAGAAUGGGACAAUGAAAAUGACAUUGUUACAGGUCUUACAUGCAUUGCUGUUGUAGGCAUUGAAGAUCCUGUGAGACCUGAGGUACCAGAUGCAAUAAGAAAAUGCCAGCGUGCUGGUAUAACUGUGCGUAUGGUUACUGGUGACAAUAUUAACACUGCCCGUGCUAUUUCUUUAAAAUGUGGCAUUUUGCAUCCUGGUGAAGACUUCCUUUGCCUAGAAGGCAAAGAGUUCAACAGAAGAAUACGUAAUGAAAAAGGAGAGAUAGAACAGGAACGAAUAGAUAAAAUUUGGCCGAAGCUUCGUGUGCUUGCAAGGUCUUCCCCAACUGACAAACACACCCUAGUAAAAGGUAUAAUAGACAGUACAGUUUCAGAACAGAGGCAGGUUGUCGCCGUGACUGGUGAUGGAACCAAUGAUGGCCCAGCAUUGAAAAAAGCGGACGUUGGCUUCGCUAUGGGUAUUGCGGGAACAGAUGUUGCUAAAGAAGCUUCUGAUAUUAUUCUUACAGAUGACAACUUCACAAGCAUUGUUAAAGCAGUUAUGUGGGGACGAAAUGUAUAUGACAGUAUUUCCAAGUUCCUUCAGUUCCAGCUUACUGUCAAUGUAGUAGCCGUAAUUGUUGCUUUCACAGGAGCAUGUAUUACGCAAGAUUCUCCCUUAAAAGCUGUGCAAAUGUUAUGGGUAAAUCUUAUAAUGGACACCCUGGCCUCUCUUGCUUUGGCAACGGAACCCCCCACAGAGGCUCUCUUGCUUCGGAAACCAUAUGGUAGAAAUAAACCUCUCAUCUCACGCACAAUGAUGAAAAAUAUUCUGGGCCAUGCUUUCUACCAGCUUGUGGUUGUUUUCACACUCCUUUUUGCAGGUGAAAAAAUAUUUGACAUUGACAGUGGAAGAAACGCACCACUGCACGCUCCUCCUUCAGAGCACUAUACUCUUGUAUUUAAUACGUUUGUGAUGAUGCAACUCUUUAAUGAAAUAAAUGCCCGAAAAAUUCAUGGUGAAAGAAAUGUAUUUGAAGGAAUUUUCAAUAAUGCUAUCUUCUGUACUAUAGUUCUCGGCACAUUUAUUGUACAGAUAAUUAUUGUGCAGUUUGGUGGAAAGCCUUUCAGUUGUUCAGAACUUACAGUAGAACAGUGGCUAUGGUCAGUUUUUCUAGGAAUGGGAACACUACUUUGGGGCCAGUUGAUAUCAACAAUUCCAACCAGCCAUUUAAAAUUUCUAAAGGAAGCUGGCCAUGGCACACAAAAGGAGGAGAUUCCAGAAGAAGAGUUAGCAGAAGAUGUCGAGGAGAUUGAUCAUGCUGAAAGAGAACUGCGACGUGGUCAGAUCUUGUGGUUUAGGGGCCUAAACAGGAUACAAACGCAGAUGGAUGUAGUGAAUGCUUUCCAGAGUGGAACUUCCAUUCAGGGGGCUCUAAGGCGGCAACCUUCCAUCGCCAGCCAGCAUCAUGAUGUAACAAAUAUUUCUACCCCUACACAUGUAGUGUUUUCCUCUACUACUACUGCUUCUACUACUGUGGGGUAUCCGAGUGGUGAAUGCAUUUCGUAGUUCUUUAUAUGAAGGAUUAGAAAAACCUGAGUCAAGAAGUUCAAUCCACAACUUUAUGACGCAUCCAGAGUUUAGAAUAGAAGAUUCUGAGACUCAUAUUCCCCUUAUUGAUGAUACUGAUGCUGAAGACGAUGCGCCAACAAA